UGCAAGGAAUGUCCUUUUAUGACAGAAUUAUCCACAGCAAACUGAGGGGUUAUAUUUAGCUCUUGUUUUCAAACACAGUGACCCCAUUAGUCGGCCAAGUAAGUUGGCAACCACGUGUGGUAUAAAUACCUUUGCCUGCAGGCUGUGAAGGUGGACCUUUAAUAUGGCUUGCAAAGAAAAAGAAAGGGAGAACUCUAAAGUCAGUGUCUUAGAUCUUUUAGUGGCGCAUACUAAGAAGACUGAUGUGAGUUUAGUGGACGGUGUGGUGCCUGACACAGUCCUUAUUGUGGAGACAGAGUCUUUUUUAGUGAACCGGAAAAAGCUGGCAGACUUCAGUCCAUAUUUCCGUGCCAUGUUCUAUGGUGGCGGUAAAGAGAGCACUAAAAGACAAAUUGUGAUUAAUGGAGUACAUGAAGAGCAGUUCCGCAUACUCAUGGACUUUACAAAGACUCUUAAAUUACCUCUGAAUAGACAAAAUGUUCUGGGAAUCUUGGAGGCAGCUGACUAUCUUCAGAUGGAAAAGGCCAGACUACUUUGCUGCAAGUUCCUUGAGAGGGAGCUACACCUAAGCAACUGUUUGGGCAUGAUGGCAUAUGCUUGGCAGUUAGGCUGCCUGGAACUAUAUGCUGCAGCCAGAGAUGUGGCCCUCACCCACCUACCUGCUAUAGCAUCUGACGAAGACUUUCUGUAUCUCUCCAAGGAGAGCGUGGCAGAUCUUCUUGCUAGUGACGACCUGUUCAUACCUCAAGAGGACUUGGCCUUUGAAGUGACUUUGCGAUGGGCGACCUUUGACCCCGCCAACAGGGAGGACGACUUCAUGGAGCUGAUUGGACUAGUGCGUCCAGAGUCCCUGACUCUUCCCUACCUCACAAGCCUGCUGACCCGGCUCAAAGGUUCUGACCCGAGAGCCAAGCUCAUCUGCAGACUCAACGACAACAUCCCCGCCAGCUGGACGGCGGGCCGCUCCAUGCCUCGUGGCCGCUCAAAAGAGUCCCUGUUUCUGAUUGGUGGGCCACAUGACGUCGAGGCACAGCCACUGUACCAGUUCAAUCCGCGCAGCAGCAGGUGGCAGUGCUGCGCUCCGAUGAAGAGGAAGAACCUCACCCAGUACUCAGUCGCAGCAGUAGAGGACAAUAUGGUGGUCACAGGGGGCUACUUCCGUGACAUCGGGUGGUACAGUGUGGACUGGGUGCAGAUUUACCGGUGCGCAAAUGGGCGCUGGGCGGACGGACCGGCGCUGCAGAAGUCCAGACACAGCCACUGCUCUGUCGGCGUGGGCAACAGGCUCUAUGUGCUGGGCGGCAGCAUGGACGAGGGGGUUGUGGACAGCGUUGAGGUGCUGGUGCUGGGGUCGGACGCCUGGGUGGAGGUCAGCCCCAUGGUGUGUGCGGUGGAGAGAGCGGCCAUAGUCACCAUGGGCUCCUGCAUCUACGUGGCCUGUGGGCUGGAUGAGAACGGGGAGGUGUAUAGUGGGAUUCAGCGCUACCAGAUGAAGACUGACCAGUGGGAUGUUGUCGUGCAUUGCCCUCAUCCACGCUAUGACCUUCUGGCGACGGAGCUGAACGGUGCUCUCUAUCUCUUCGGAGGACAGGCCUUGCGGCUGGACAUAGACACAGAUGAGUGGACCUUGCUGGAGGAGGAGUGUCUAGACAGGAAGUUUUUCACUGGAUGUGCCACCACCAGUGGGCAAAUCUACCUAUUGGGUGAGAGAAGGCUGAAGAACAUUCCCAACAUGGUUCUCUUUGAUCCAUACAUUGACACUUGUAUUGAGAUAGAUGACGCAAUACCCUGUCCAGUUCCAAUACACGGAUGUGUCUCUAUCCGCAUGAUAAACUAUUAAAACUCAGAAUAGUUUUUCUGACUUUUGCAGCCUCUGGCUUAUUGUAUUCAAGAAAUGUUUUCAUCUUGUCAAGUCAUUUUACCUUUUGUGUAUUACAAUGCACCAAGUUUUGGGUGCAUUUUAAUUGGUUCGUAAAAAGAUGUCAAGCACUACUUAUACCAAAUUGAUGGUAAGGACGUUGAAUGAUAUUUAAUGUCUUGAUUCAAGAUUUGAUUAUUGUUCCAUUUCAUUAUACAUGUAUAAGACGAGUAAAAACUUUGUUUCGGCUCCUCUUGCAGCAAAAAAAUAAAAAGAAAUACAGGACUGAUAGACAGGAAAUUGUCUGUGCCUGAAAUUAUCAAAUACAUUCAAAGACAAUAUAGAGAAUAGCCUUUCUUGACUCCCUUCUUGGCGAGCUCAAACCUGAAUUCAGGCACCACGCCUGAACUCUAUCAGGCCUGUAAAUAACAAGAGUAUAAUAUACGCUUGCUGUGGGUGUUGGGCUGUUGCUGUAGUAGAUAUAUCUGUGUAAGACAUACAGUAGUGUUUGUAUGGGGGUGGGUGGUGGAUAACAGGCUCUCUUUGUCCAUUGUACAUGAGCCUUGUUGAGCUAUACUGAGCCUGCAGGUCUGGGCUUAAGAAACAGCAUAGUUGUGCUGUGCAUAUUGUAGUCUACUUGUCAACUUUGACCAACAGCACAAAUAAAUAUUUGAUUUAUAUCAAUGUGUAGUUGACAUAAUUUUCAAAACAAACAAACAAACAAAUAUUUUUGAAAGAU
Sardina pilchardus (European sardine) is the source of this 2597-nucleotide messenger RNA. Its product is annotated as kelch-like protein 23. The record is from RefSeq and is a predicted model, not a curated record. The coding region runs from base 164 to 1840 and encodes 558 amino acids. The transcript is spliced from 3 exons. Gene Ontology annotation, molecular function: protein binding. NCBI's taxonomy places the organism in Eukaryota, Metazoa, Chordata, Actinopteri, Clupeiformes, Clupeidae.